GCUUAAAUGUAGUAGGAAAAAUUCCUUUAUUUUAAAUUUCAGUUAAGGUAUGUAAUUGUUGUAUAGAAUCUUCUUUUUGUUCAUGUUGUCCUGUGUGAGUUUCAUGCUAGUGUUCUUUCUGGGACCAUUGUUAUAUAUUGCAUGACUUGUGAUUCACAGCAUAAAUCAAAAGAAAACGGUUGUGUUAGUGAGAUUUCCCAUAAGCCUGGGAAAUCUUUCAGACAGAUAAUAAACUGGACUACUUACUGUUUUUUCAAAGAAACAAACACUGCACACUGCUUCUUUGCAGGGGCACUUGAUCUACCCAGGGGAUACUUCCUUUAAGUUGUGAACGACACAUAAAUUAGUUACAGAAGAGCUGUUUAUUCUAUUUGGGGUGGAAGAGUGAGGAAAUGGUUAGACAGAGGCAAAUAUCAAUAUAUGAGGGACUUCAGAACCUUGCUAAAAGAUUUGAAUUUUAUUUGGAAGUGAUAAAAGACAGGGAGUAAGUUUAAACUUUGGAUUAAAACUAAAAUUGAGCUUGAAAGAAAUAGAAGGUAAAAUGGAAACGGCAAACAUUUAAAAGGGUGUCAAGGAAUUGUGUAUGAAAAAUAAAUCACAGUAGUCCAACUGAUAAUCAUGGUAUCAUUUUACAAAGAUUAGUCCCAUUUAUUGUUGCAGUGAUUUGGAGCUGCAAUUGAGACUGGUUUCAUUUCUAGUGCAGGAAGAGGUGUGAGAUAGCUCUGUCACUGAGUAUGCAGAUUGUUUUCCCCUUUCCUUUGGGUGCUCACACUUCUGUGGCGCUGUGUUCCAUAGUGUAUUGUUUUAAGUCUUGUACCUGUCCACUCUUCAGCGUCCAGUGCAGAGCCUGACACAGAGUAGGUGGUCAGUAGCAGUGUUGGCAAGAAGAACUAAAGAAUCUGUUUUCUUGAUCCACCACAAACCAGACAAAGUAAAAGCACUUAAUGCUUUGUAACUUCGAUCAGCUUGAUGAAUAUGGAGCAUUUUAGGACUUUCCAUAAUUUGUAAGCAUGUGUUUGUGCAAUUGUGUACAUACACACCGUGCUCAAACAAACUACUGUCAUUGUUUAUCCUAUUCUAUUCAUCCACAGGUUUUAAAACAGAAAAUUAAGUUGGCAUUAGUAGAAAUGUGAUGCUACUGGUACUGUGACUACUGCCAUUUCUGCAGUACUUCUGUGGAUUCUUCUCUGAAUAUUGAUAGUCAUUUUAUAACUCUUCAUUAGAAGUAUUAAUUUUGAUUUCUAUGUGCCUUACAUAGUGGAUGAGCUUGCCUCUUUCUUCCAAAGAAAAAUAGGAGUGGGUGAACCUCUAGUUCACUAUAAAAGUGAAAGGAAGCUAGCUAAUGUGGACAUUUAGAUAUUUGUGAUAAAGCUUACACAAGUGAAGAGAUAGUACUAUAAAUCUAUAAUUAUAAGCAUAAAUAUAUAGAAGUCAGUUUAAAAUCAUGACCUUUUAAAAAAAUAACAUCAGAAUGUUCCCCCCUUGAGCCUAUGACUUUCCUAGGCGCCAGUCUUGACCACGUUUACAGUAUCAGUCCUGAGCCUGUAGAAUCUACCCAUCCCGGUGCAUAUUGUCACUACUACACUAAUGAGCACAUCUUGUCCAGUGGGUUAGUAUUGUAACAUGUAGGCUAAGACCAUUGAUUACUUUCUCCCCCAGCAACCUGUACAUAUUCACAUGAGCCACAAUAAUUAGAUUCACUGGGCUAUUUUAUAAAAAAAGAGACCAUGAACUUGGAAGUAAGUUAUGAGUUAUGAGGGUGGGGUUUGAGGGAGAAAGUAGUUGGGGAAUGGAUAUUAUUAAGAUACAUGUAUCCAUAUAUAACAUUUUCUAAGAUGAAAAAAGUGAAGAAAGGGGGUAAGAAAUAUGAACUAGAGUAGUCAGAGAUGUUUUCUGCAUAGGGUUGGUCAUUGAAAAGUGGUUGAGUUAAGUGCAGUAAGAGAUACAGGGUAGCAUCCAAAUGGAGGAAAUAGCAUGAACAAGGGCUGGAGUAGCAGGCCCACCAGUAGCUAUACAAACAACAUGGGCUACCCAGGAGUGCCUUAUGGAGGAAGGAAUUGAAGAAACCGUUGCAGGAAUGAUGAUAGUGCAAGGAACAUUCACUGUUCAGUUUUAUGAUGGAGUAAUCCGUUGUUUAAAAAGAAUGCACAUUAAAGCCAUGCCUGAGGAUGCGAAGGGGCAGUUUCUGUUCCAGGUGAAAUCCCAGCAUCCACUAAGCUGGUGUUGUCCUAUCGACCCAGCUGGAUCGUGUAACCAGUCUAUGGGAAGUGAGGACUGGAUUGCUUUAGUCAAAGCAGCUGCUGCAGCUGCAGCAAAAAAUAAGACAGUGACUAAGCCUCGGACCAGUGCUAACAGCAAUAAAGAGAAAGAGAGAGACGGGGGAAAGUGGCUUACAGUGCCUUCAAGGAAGGCAGAAACUCCAACUUGCAGAGCCACAGUAGAGACUGAGAAGAAGGAGGAGCUACCCACAUCUAGUGAACCGUUUGUAGGACUUCACAUAGACAGCGUUCCAAAGAUCGUCUUUCCACAGCCAGAGAGCACAUUAACAAACAAGAGGAAAAAUAAUCACGGAAACUCAUUUCAGGCAAAGAGAGCACGACUUAACAAGAUUACUGGUUUGUUGGCAUCCAAAGCUGUUGGGGUAGAUGGUGCUGAAAAAAAAGAAGACUGCACUGCAACAGCUCCAGUCCUGGAGCAGGCGAUUUCACCUAAACCUCAAAGUCAGAAAAAAAAUGAAGCUGUCAUUAGCAGUUCUGCCAACACUCAGAAACCUGCACUGUUAUCCUCAACUUUGUCUUCAGGGAAGGCUCGCAGCAAGAAAUGCAAACAUGAAUCUGGAGAGUCUUCUGGGUGUAUAAAAACCCCUAAGUCACCACUUGCCCCAGAAUUAAUACAAGCCAAGGAUUUGACGCUUGUAUCUCAGCUUUCUUCAGUGAUAAAUAAAACUAGUCCUCCACAGCCUGUGAAUCCCCCUAGACCUUGCAAGCAUAGUGAGAGGAGAAGAAGAUCUCAGCGGUUAGCCACCUUACCCAUGCCUGAUGAUUCUCUAGAAAAGCUUCCUUCUUCCUCUUCAGCCACUGAUGGGAAAGUAUUCUCCCUCAGUUCUCAGAAUCAGCAAGAAUCUUCAGUACCAGAGGUUCCUGCUAUCGCGCAUAUGCCACUCCAGAAGCUGGGACCCUGUCUCCCUCUUGAUUUAAGUUGUGGUUCAGAAGUCAUAGCACCUCGAGCCCCAGACUCCUCCUCUUCUGGUGGUGAAUGUUCCAGGGAAGGAAAGGAGGAGCCACAGUCAUUUGCAAAUCCCUCCUCCAAAGUAGUGAGUGAUGUAAAAGGAGCUUCAGCAGCCUCUGGAAUAUCGAAAACAGAAAAAAAAGUGAAAUUGGAAGAAAAAAGCUCCACUGCAUUUGGCAAAAGGAAAGAAAAGGAUAAGGAGAGAAAAGAGAAGAGAGACAAAGAUCAUUACAAAUCAAAGCAGAAGAAAAAGAAAAAGAAGAAAAAGAAAUCUAAACAGCAUGACUAUUCCGACUAUGAAGACAGUUCCCUAGACUUUUUGGAAAGGUGCCCUUCUCCAUUAACUCGAUCUUCUGGGAGUUCUUUGGCUCCACGAAGCACAUUUACAGAUAAAACUACAGCCUAUCAGUACCCGAGGGCAAUUCUGUCCGUUGAUCUUAGUGGUGAAAACUUGUCGGAUGUGGAGUUUCUGGAUGACUCUUCCACAGAGAGUCUGCUUUUGAGUGGAGAUGAGUACAAUCAAGACUUUGAUUCAACUAAUUUUGAGGAGUCUCAGGAUGAAGAUGAUGCUAUUAAUGAGAUUGUGCGAUGUAUCUGUGAAAUGGAUGAGGAAAAUGGCUUCAUGAUCCAGUGUGAAGAGUGCCUGUGCUGGCAGCACAGUGUGUGCAUGGGGCUCCUGGAGGACAGCAUUCCGGAGCAGUACAUCUGCUACAUCUGUCGGGACCCUCCGGGUCAGAGAUGGAGUGCAAAAUAUCGCUAUGAUAAAGAAUGGUUGAAUAAUGGAAGAAUGUAUGGGUUGUCUUUUUUAAAAGAAAAUUAUUCUCAUCUCAAUGCCAAAAAGAUAGUUUCCACACAUCAUCUGCUUGCUGAUGUCUAUGGUGUGACUGAAGUCCUGCAUGGGUUACAGCUGAAGAUUGGGAUACUAAAGAAUAAACAUCAUCCUGAUCUUCGUCUCUGGGCUUGUUCUGGGAAGAGAAAAGACCAGGAUCAGACAGUAGCUGGAGCAGAGAAAAAACUGACACUUCAGGACAUAGCUAACUCAGAGGGAAAAAAAUAUGUACAGAACCACAGAGAACCACCUCUGAAAAUGGAAGGAACGUAUAUAACAAGUGAACAUAGCUAUCAAAAGCCACAAACCUUUACUCAGGACUGCCAGUCUCUCACAGACCCUGGAAGCUCAGAUGAUGAUGAUGAUGCUAGCAGUUUUGAAGAAGAUGGAGAACUCCGCAUGGGAAAUAAAAGCCAUCUUCUGUAUUCAGCAAAAGAGCAUGGAGUGUCAGAGAAGAAGAAUCCUGCUUCAGGAAAUAAAGUGUUUGUUUAUAAUGAGAAAAGGGGCACAGAGGGCCCAGGAGAUUCACAUCUUCAGUGGCAGCUAAAUCUCCUCACGCACAUAGAAAACGUGCAGAAUGAAGUCACCAGCAGGAUGGACCUCAUAGAAAAAGAAGUGGAUGUUCUGGAAAGCUGGCUUGAUUUCACAGGAGAAUUGGAGCCACCAGAUCCUCUUGCAAGACUGCCCCAACUUAAACGCCACAUAAAACAACUCUUACUUGACAUGGGCAAAGUACAACAAAUAGCAACUCUUUGCUCUGUAUAACAAUAGUAAAUACUCAGUGGCAAGAAUGUGUCUUCAGCUAAGUGGAUAGUCAAAAAGCUUAGUAAUGUUUGGUCAUUUACUGAUUUGUGACAUCAGUAGUAUGGCAUCGUGGAAGGAAAAUGAAGAACAACUUUAUCAAGGAAACUGAUAUUAAAAAUGAGUGAGCAAGCUGCAAAUGCUAAUGUCAUCUAUGCCAAGAAUCAGUGCAUAGAAUACCGAGUGCUAUACUAAAGGGGCAGAAUUGGCAGGAUUCUUAUAGUUGCUUUCACAAAGCUCAAGAUACCUGUAGAGAGAAAUAUGGUGUGUUUAUAUAGACUCUAGAAGAGAUACCCAUCUCUAUAAACCAGCAUUUGGCCAAAACAACACUGUAAGGAAAUUCAAGUUCUGGAGAGUUCUACACAUUUGCUCUAAGAAUUGCCUUCUCAACAGUUGGAUACUGCUGCAAAGAUACUUAGGUUAUUUAAACUUCUGGAGGAUCAUGAGCUAUUUCUUGGGUGAUGAAUGUAUUUAAUCAGAAAACUGACAAUGGAAGUCUCACUUUCGGGGAAACAAUUGUGGAAUUCUAACUUCAUUAUGAAUGUAUUUUAAGAAACCCACCAAAUAAUUGGAAUUUAUUGCGGGCAUUGUGCUCUUUAAAAACAAAGUGGCUUACAAAAGGGCCCAGUGUGCCAAAUGUUGAUACUGCUGGAAAGAGGGCUUGAAUAUUGCAGGAGUCCUGCCACCCGCCGUACACAAUGCCAUUAACCAUACAGUCCUAUGCACCACAUGCUGUGUGUGCUCUGUGUAGGUGAGUGGCACUGUCCAAGCUUCAGCAUACAGUUUGAUCCUGGAUAUGCUUGGUGUGUUUGUCUUUUGAAAAAACAAAAAACAAAGAAAAAAAACCCAAACCUCAGCUGGGAUGAGGAGUGACAAAAAUAUCAAAAUAAUCUGUGGCUGUAGUUUUUUUUUUUAACUGCUAGUAGUGGAAUACUGGAAAAGCUUCAUUUCUGAAGACAAAUUUUAUUUUAAAAGAUAAAUAUGCAUUCAAAAAUUUUAGCUUUGAUCAUAAAUGGACAGAUUUAUGAAACCAAAGGCAACUAAGUUGCUUACUCAGCUCUUGCUGGAUUUUUGAGCCUAGGUCCUACUGUCUGCCAGUCCUGGUGUGAAUUGUGUGCACCCCCCAGUGCUACAUGUGCAGGUAUGCGUAAGUGAGUCUGUUUGUUUAAAUAGUCAACGUACAUAUGUACAUAAUCAACACAUAUUUAUAUCACACAUAUCUAGUUUUAUUACUAUAGACUAUACAAAUCGGUGGUUAACAUAAAAUGUUACCUUUUAACAGACUGUUUUUAAAAACGAAAAAUGUAUGUACAGGUUUUGAAAUUUUUUUAAAAAGGGGAAAAGACUGUAAAGAGGAGGCUGUUUGAUGACAUUACACUUGAAUAUUUUUUGCCUCAUUCUGUUUAUCAGUUCUAGCUGUCUAUAUAAACUCAUUUAGAACUGAUAGACAGUGAACUUGAAUUUAUCUUUGAUAAGAAUUCAUGCCACUGUACAUUCAGAUAUUUAAAUUUGCAAACACACUGUUCUAUAUGUAAGGUACUGUAUGUAAAACUCUAUUAAAACUAUUCCACUUAUUCUAAAAUUUCAGCUUGCCUUUUUGUGGCCUUAUGUUUUGAUGUGAAGAUUAAAAGAAUGUGCAAAACAUUGAGAAAUAUUUUUAUUGCCUUUUGAGAUUUUUCCAACUGACAAAUGUGCCAAAGAUCACCAUAUGUAAAGUUUAUUCCUCUGUAUUUACUUGUCAUAUCCAAACUUUGUCAGAGCUCCUACUGAUGAAAGCUUUAGCAGAAGUCAUUGUGGGGUAAUUGCUUAAAUUUGCAUAUUAAAGUAAAACUUAGUGCCUAUAACCCAUGUGUGGAGUAAUUUUACUAAUGUCUGUUUUAAAAUUGAUACUUUAUUGUUGGUUUAUGUUUUAAAACGAUAGCUCUAAAGCUCUCAACUGCAGCUGAGACAUUGAAUUUGCAUCUUCUUUUCAGAAAUAGAGACAGUAAUGUCCUUAGCCUGUGAAUAGUGGUGUUGCCUUGAUUUUUGUCAUAUAUGCAGAUGAGCUCUGCAUUCAGUUAUACUCAGCUUCUCAGUUCUGGUGACUUUGGUUAAAGUAAUGCACAGUGUUGUGGUAUAGACUAAGUGUCCCUAACACAAAAGUCUGGAAUGCUCUAAAUGUGGAGUGCCAGCUUAUCUCCACAAGAGGAAAGUUCAACAUCUCACUGUGUGUGUGGUAGGAUCACUAUCAAAAUGCAGGCUUGCUAAAGAUUCAGUGUACAAUAUCUUCAAGCUAUGUGCUUCAAUUGUACACAAAACAGUAGUGAAGUUCAUGUUUAAAUUUAACUCUCAUGCCAAGAAUGUGUCAUGAUAAAAUGUAAAGAUUCCACUAUUGAAGAAAACACCAAAUCCAAAACAUUGUCCUUCCUGAGCAUUUCCAGUAAUGAGCAAUAAACCUAUAUUUCAAAAUUCAACCACUUUGUUAGCUGCCAGCAAAUUGAGUGCUUCAUUAACAGAACAUGCUAAAUGUUCUGAUUGCUUCUUUGUCAAUGAAUGAGAAAGCUGAUCCUUAGAUUUCAAGCUUUAAAGGCUAUAUGAUUAUGUGCACAUAUGCUGUUACUAUGGAGCCUACCCACAACUGCGUGAGGCCCAUUAGCAGCUAGAGAGGGCAGAACUUUUCUUUGAGAGAAUGUUUUAACUUUGGAGAAGCAAAUUGAUUAUGAGGUGUCAAGUAAGAUUUGUUUUCCCUCUUAUUCUUACCUAAAAUCAUUGUACUGAAAUGUGAGCAAUGAACUGGAGAGGGUGUUUCCUUCAAAGAUAAUAUUUCAUUUCCCAGACAGAAGAAAACAAGUCCUGGUGGAGGGAUUCCUCCUCAUAAUUUCUGGCAAAUUUAAUUUGUACUUUCUCGUGGUUGUCUGUGGGUCCACUGACUGUGGAAGUAAUGUACUUUCUCCUUAAAGGAAUUGUUAUUCUCAUAAUUUCAGGCAAAGCCCCUGUUCCUAUUUGUUUCAACUCCAUGUUCAUACUAAAAUGUGCAUACUUCACAUGGUCAGACUGAAGCAUACUUCUUCCCUAAUAAACCAAAUCUGCUGCCAU
Alexandromys fortis (reed vole) is the source of this 7933-nucleotide messenger RNA. It is a transcript of the gene Phf20l1, whose product is annotated as PHD finger protein 20 like 1. Gene Ontology annotation, biological process: regulation of transcription by RNA polymerase II. The record is from RefSeq and is a predicted model, not a curated record. The transcript is spliced from 18 exons. NCBI's taxonomy places the organism in Eukaryota, Metazoa, Chordata, Mammalia, Rodentia, Cricetidae. Gene Ontology annotation, cellular component: NSL complex. Bases 2045 to 4822 code for a protein of 925 amino acids.